Molecule: messenger RNA, 1481 nt
Organism: Olea europaea var. sylvestris
Lineage: Eukaryota; Viridiplantae; Streptophyta; Magnoliopsida; Lamiales; Oleaceae
Exons: 9
Coding region: 229-1236 (335 amino acids)
Cellular component (GO): membrane
Source: RefSeq, a predicted model, not a curated record
UCCGUGGAGUUUCUAGUUUCUAUUUGUACCUCUCAAAUUGUAGGUCCAGACCAUGAAAAUACAAUAGAAUACUACGAAGUGGUCAAACCAAGCACGCCUUUGUGUAAUCAAAUCCAAUUCCUCCUCCUUCCCAGGGCAAAAAAUGCUCUCGCGCUCGCACUUCUCUUUUUAGCAAGUUCGCUGUGCUUUUCAAUCCGAUUUCUCCUCAUUUCAUUUCUGUGUAACAGAAUGCGGCUGCUGGUGAGUGAAGAUACUACUACCCCAAGCUAUUGGUUUAAUUGGCGAUUCUUGCUAUGUGCAAUAUGGGUCUUGGCAUCUAUGUUCAUUGCGUCAUUUCUGAUACGAAAAUAUGAACAUUCAGACAAUUCUGAAUCUGAAAGAGGGGAUACACAGCAGGAGAGACCGCGGAUUUUGCAUUAUGGUGAAGCUUGGAAGCCAUGUCUAAAAGAAAUCCACCCAGUUUAUUUGGUGGUUUAUCGAGUGACAGCAUUCUGUCUGCUUUUAGUUGCCCUCAGUUUUGAUGUUGCCGCUCAUGGUGGUGAAUUAUUUUUAUACUAUACGCAGUGGACUUUUACUUUAGUCACCAUCUAUUUUGGGUUUGGUUUGUUGCUUUCUAUCAACGGAUGUUUACAGCGUCACAAAACAAAUAGCUGCAGCGACUACCUUGUAUCAGAGGUUGUGGAGCAAGGGUUAUAUGUGCCUCUUGCCCGUGGAGUAAAUGAAACUGGAGUCAAAUUACCUAAUAGAUUGGAAUGUCCAGGAGAACAACAUUGUUCGCAAAUUGCUGGCUUGUGCGGAUACCUGUUUCAAAUUUUGUUCCAGAUGACUGCGGGGGCGGUAUCUAUUACUGAUAUUCUUUAUUGGACUCUAAUAUUCCCCUUUCUUCACAUCAAAGAUUAUGAGCUGAAUUUUUUGACGGUUGUAGCACAUUCACUUAAUGCUAUCUUACUCCUAGGGGAUACAGCUUUAAACAGCUUGGGGUUCCCUUGGUACCGAAUCUCUUUCUUUGUUUGGUUGACGGCUAUUUAUGUCAUCUUCCAAUGGAUUCUUCAUGCAUGUGAAUCAAUUUGGUGGCCGUACCCAAUCCUUGACUUGUCAUUUGAAUAUGCUCCUUUUUGGUAUUUGCUGGUGGCGCUAAUGCAUAUCCCAUGUUAUGCAAUCUUUGUAUUGCUGGUAAAGAUAAAACAUCUGGUGUUGUCCAAAUGGUUCCCUCAGUCAUAUCAAUUUUGCCCGUGAUCCAAUAUCAAGUGCUUCUUAUGAUCUACCAGUGAAAGAGCUAUUCAAAAAGUUGCCGUAUCAUUGGAAAGGUUCCCUGAGAUGUGUAUCAAUUUUCUUUGUGGUAAUUCUUGUUAUAAUUGGAAAAGAUAGGUGAUUUAUUUGCCAAAAUGGAAACCAUUUCUUUUCAGAUGUAUGCUCGGCACAGAAAAUAUGGAGAUAUUAACUUUUUUCUUGCAAGAAAGAGGUGACCUUAAUUAGAUUUA